This is a messenger RNA of Cavia porcellus (domestic guinea pig), 1360 nucleotides long. RefSeq names its product 2-acylglycerol O-acyltransferase 2-like. Gene Ontology annotation, biological process: diacylglycerol biosynthetic process; triglyceride biosynthetic process. Gene Ontology annotation, cellular component: endoplasmic reticulum membrane. Bases 1 to 1005 code for a protein of 334 amino acids. NCBI's taxonomy places the organism in Eukaryota, Metazoa, Chordata, Mammalia, Rodentia, Caviidae. Gene Ontology annotation, molecular function: 2-acylglycerol O-acyltransferase activity; diacylglycerol O-acyltransferase activity. The record is from RefSeq and is a predicted model, not a curated record. The transcript is spliced from 6 exons.
AUGGUGGAGUUUGUGCCUCUGUUAGUGCCUUGGGAGCGCUGGCUACAAAAUCUUGCCGUCCUUUUCUGGCUCUCAUGCUAUUUGCUCCUGGGCCUGACCUCCCUCGGGGUCUUUGUAGGCCUCCUGUUCACUAGGUUCUGGCUCUUGACUGUGCUGUACGCCUUCUGGUGGUUCCUGGACCGAGACACGCCGUGGCAGGGGAGCGGGCACAGAGAGAGCUACAGGCGCUUUGUCAUAUGGAAUUACAUAAGAGACUAUUUCCCAAUCUCGCUGAUCAAGACUGCUGAGCUGGACCCCUCCCGGAACUACAUUGCCAGCUUCCACCCCCAUGGGAUCUUGGGGGUUGGAACCUUAGUCAACUUGUGCACUGAGAGCACAGGCUUCUCCUCGCUUUUCCCUGGCAUCAAAACCCAUCUGAUGACGAUGAACAUUCUUUUCCAUUUCCCAGUCUUCCGAGAUUGCAUCUUGGCCUUGGGGGCAGUCUCUACAGACAAGGAGAGUGCUGCUCACAUUUUGACCAGGAAGGGCAAUGGGAACCUGCUGGCCAUCGUCGUCGGGGGAGCUAAGGAAGCACUGGAGGCCAGGCCUGGAUCCUACAGGCUGAUACUGAAGAAACGCAAGGGCUUCAUCAGGCUUGCCCUGACCCACGGAGCAGCCCUGGUGCCAGCCUUCUGCUUUGGGGAGAAUGACCUAUUUCAUCAGGUUCAGAACUCUUCUGGCUCCUGGUUGCGCCGUGUCCAGAAUUGGCUGCAGAAGAUCAUGGGCAUCUCCCUCCCACUUUUCUAUGGCCGUGGUAUCUUCUGGUACAGCUUUGGGUGGAUGCCUCACCGUCACCCUGUCACCACCAUAGUGGGGAAGCCCAUUGAGGUACAGAAGAUCCUGCAGCCUACAGAAGAGGAGGUGAACCAGUUACACCAGCACUACAUGGAGGAGCUGUGCAGCCUCUUUGAGGCCCACAAACUCAAGUUCAACAUUCCUGCUGAGCAACACUUGGAGUUCUGCUGAGCGCUUCCAGCCAGAGGAAGGAUUACCACAAGGUCAGGGCCAGCUGUUCAGUGCCCAGGAGGUGGAGCACAGACUUCUGCCAAUCCAACCACAUCUGUAGGCAUGAAGGAGAAGACCAGACUUUGCCAGCUCUGGUUUGCAGCCUUGCACCAAAGGGGACUGCAAGUUUCCCCCAGUGCAGUGUGAAAGGCUUGAGAAGGGAUGAUUUGUGAGACCUCCAUCCUCUGUUGUCAUGUCACUCCAAGAGUAUAAAAAGUAUAAAAGCAGAAGAAGAGAGCAAUGACGUUUUUCUUCUUCUACCUCUAAAUGAUAACACAAAGGAAACCACCAGCCAGUCCUUUCCCCUUGAUGCCCC